AUGUCCACAGAAACUGAAGCCUCGGCCUCUGCGCCGCAGGUCCCUGAGAAUCAGGAUGUCAAGACGGAAAAUAAGGAACAGACCAAGCCUCAGCAGCCCAAAGAACAGAAGUCCAAGGACCAACAGCAACAGCCAGCUGCUCCCGCAGGCGAGAAGAAGCUAUCCGGAGCCGAGUUAAAGAAGAAAGCCAAAGAGGAAAAGGCCGCCAGACGAGCACAAGCCAAGGCCGUACAGCCUUCCCAGGCCCCGGCGCAAGGACAGCAGGCCGCUGGCGGUGAUGGAAAGGGAGGAAAGGCGAAGCCUAAGCAGGACGGACAGCACCAGCAGCACGGGGGCGCGAAACUGCCUAUUCGCUCAGCGGCCACGACGGCUGUUGUUAAGGACAACAAGCCCUCAGUACCAGACUGCUUCAGCCAUCUGUCUAUCGCCAGACGGAUAGAUAUGACCAAUGCUGACAAGGACGUCCAUCCUGCUGUCUUGGUUCUCGGCGAGCACAUGAGCGCAUUUGCGAUCAGUGAUAGUAUCACUCGACUCGAAGCGACUCUAUUCGCUUUCAAGAAGGUCAUCGACUCCUACACAACACCUCCCGGCUUCACCUUCUCACGCCAUUUUACCGCCCACGUUCUUAACCCCCAGAUCGAGUAUCUCACAGCAUGCCGCCCCAUGUGCUUCUCCAUGGGCAAUGCCGUCCGAUGGCUCAAGCUCCAAAUCAGCAAGAUCGAUAUCGAUCUUCCCGACUCUGACGCCAAGAAGCUCUUGGACGAGUCCAUCGAUAACUACAUUCGUGAGCGCAUCACUCUCGCGGAUUAUGUGAUCGUCGAAACUGCGGCCAACAUGAUUGCCGACGACGAUGUCGUGCUCACAUACGCCCACCACCACCUUGUUGAGCGCACUCUUCUCGAGGCUCGCAAGGAGAAGAAGAACUUCCGCGUAAUCCUCGUCGACGAUCCUUAUGAGCGCGUCGGGAUCGAGGUCGCAAAGAAGCUCUCCGCUGCCGGUAUCCAAGUCGCCUAUGCUUCCGAUUUCGGCGCUCUGCGGACACACCUCUCCGAGGCGACGCAAGUCCUUCUCGCCGCCGAGGCUAUCUUCAGCAACGGCGCCAUGUACGCCCGCGCAGGCUCAUGCGAUAUUGCAACAGCAGCCACCGACCUGGGCGUCCGCGUCGUCGCUCUCUGCGAAACCAUCAACUUCACCGAGCGUGUAUCCAUCGACUCACUCACCUACAACGAAAUCGACCCUGAGCGGUCCACCGACGUUGGCUUCCGCCUGCUGUUUGACACUACGCGGGACAAGUACAUUUCAGUGGUUGUGACAGAACUGGGCAAUUCCUCGGCCACGUCUGUGCCAGCAAUCCUUAGAAAACUAGAGGAGUUGUAG
Molecule: messenger RNA, 1377 nt
Organism: Fusarium sp. VM40
Lineage: Eukaryota; Fungi; Ascomycota; Sordariomycetes; Hypocreales; Nectriaceae
Source: the annotation of a GenBank genome assembly